AUGCUUGCAAAACUUCACUCCUCCGUUCUUCAACAACAUUCCAAUCGGAGCAGCAACCCAAACGGCAGGAUUAAUCAAGAAGAACCAAAGAACAAUCAAGACACACCAAGUCAAAAUGAUGUCGGAGCAUUUCCAACGCAAUUCAACUCCAUAACUAUUAGUAAUCACAAACGACGAUUAAAAACUUGUUGUCUUUAUUAUGAUGAUGUCUUGGAUGAAUAUUAUUUAUUUCGUGAAAAUCAAGAACCUGAAGAUUUAAUGCAAUUGUUGAAUGAAUUGGAUCGUCAUCGAUGUUAUAAUGAUGUAGAAAAUGCCAUCCAAUGUAUUAACGAAUGUAUUCGACGAUAUCCCGAUUAUUUCUAUCUUUACUACAAGGCUAGUUUUUUGUAUAAAUCAAUGAAGAGUCAAAUGGUACAAACCAUUAGAUUUUGUAAAAUGGCAAUUCAUAUUUGCAUGAAACAAAGAAACAGAUUUUGGAAUUUAUUACUGCAAGGCUUUCUUUUAGAGUUAGAGGAAAAGUAUUUAGAAGCUUUGAAUAUGUAUGAGAACGCCAAAAAAUACAAGACUAAAUAUACAAUGCAUGAAUCCGAUUUAGCAUUUAGGAUUGCAAUGGUAAAAGGAGAUCUUAAUCAAAUUAAAGAAAGCAUUGAUUGCUUUCUGCAAGCAUUUCAUUUACAAAAUCAAUGCAAUCCGACAAGCAUGUAUUAUCUUGGAAUGUGCUAUAACAACAUUGGAUGGUGUUACAGACAACUCAAUGACGAUGUAAACUCUCUCAAAUACUAUGAAAUGGCAAUGAAUAUGUGUGAAGUUUCCCUUUUUUACACCAACAAAAUCAAAGCACUGAAAGUUGCCUCAAAAUACUCUGAGGCUAUUGAAUGUUGUCACAAGGCAUUAGAAUUAACGAAAAACCCCAAGACAAAAUGUGAGAUUUACUGUGAGUUGGGUUAUCUUUACCAUAUUCAAAGAAAAGAUCAUUUGUCGAUAGAAUCAUUUGAGAAGGCUCUCGAGUCUUUUGAUAAGUUCUAUUUUCCCUAUGUGAUGGUUGCUUCAAAACGUCUGGACUUGUCUCAACGUCCAAUAGAAACACUCAACGAGGGUAUCACAAAGUGUGACGAUGGGCUUAGUGAAUUAGUGACCAUGAGGAUGCACAUACAUCGUUUCAACGGAGACAAGAUCGCUGCUGUGCAAGAUGCAAAGAAAUUAAUACAACUUUCGAAAGGUCUUAUUUCGAGAAUUCACUGA
Messenger RNA from Naegleria fowleri, 1242 nucleotides. RefSeq lists its product as uncharacterized. Gene Ontology annotation, molecular function: protein binding. NCBI's taxonomy places the organism in Eukaryota, Heterolobosea, Eutetramitea, Acrasida, Naegleriidae. The record is from RefSeq and is a predicted model, not a curated record. The coding region runs from base 1 to 1242 and encodes 413 amino acids. The transcript has a single exon.